Molecule: messenger RNA, 3292 nt
Organism: Capsaspora owczarzaki ATCC 30864
Lineage: Eukaryota; Filasterea; Ministeriida; Capsasporidae
Exons: 6
Coding region: 6-3065 (1019 amino acids)
Biological process (GO): nuclear envelope organization
Cellular component (GO): nuclear envelope; meiotic nuclear membrane microtubule tethering complex
Molecular function (GO): protein-membrane adaptor activity
Source: RefSeq, a predicted model, not a curated record
UUUCGAUGGCGCCGCGCGUUGGUCCAGAGAGCACCCCGUCUGCGCGGCGGGCGUCCAUCCUUGUCGCCGCGGACGCAGCCACCGACGAAGCCCCGCGCAGUGUUCGCCGCAGCACUCGUCUGCAGCAGCUGCAGCAGCAAAGCCACAGCCACAGCCAGGCCGGCGCUGGACAGCACGAGAGCGGCGAUGAAACGGUUUCAGUUUCAAACACGCCGGCGCGCGCCCGCGCUCCCCACUCGGCCGUGCGACCCAGCAGGACUACUGCCGCCGCCGCGCGCGAGGACACGCAGCUCCAGCUCCAGGUCCCUGCAUCGGUUGGCCGUGCCAGUCGCUCGGGCCUGAGUCUGCGCUCGGCCGCACACGACAACAGCAGCGCUGACCUCACGACGCCAACAAAGAAAUCGAGAUCUGCGCGUUCUGCGUCGACUACCGCGACUGCUGCGGCCGCUGCUUCUGCCGCUGCUGCUGAUAACGGUGCGUAUGCAGUCAACGAGGACGAGGCGCCAUCCACUGCGGCGUCGACGUCGUCCAGGUGGACUGCGUCGUCGAAAGGCCGCAGCGAGUCUCUGCGAUCCCGCGCGCUCGACCUGAGCUUCACGACCAACGCCAGCCAGCCCGACCUCGACUCGAGCGUUCUCAUGCACAGCGCGAUGGAGGAUGCCGACGAGGACGAGGGUGACGACGCCGAGAAUGCAAGCAUGACUGCCGCUCGCGCCCGACUCUCGCCAACGACGCGUUCGCCCCGAAGCCAGGCCACCGCCAAGUCUCCUCCGGCUGCUGCUGCUGCUGCUGCUACAGACAACCGCCGAAAGGGCUUGUCGCCCACUUCAUUUUCAUCGCCGUCGUCGUUGCGUUCGGGCUCACCCAAAGCCGCUGCUGGAUCGACGCCGAUCAAUUCGCAUUCGCAAUCCCCCGCAACUCCGUCCACGCUCACCCGCAUUGUGAAUGUGCUGACUUCACCCUUCCGCCGAUCGGCAGAAGGAGAUUCCAGCAAGUCUGCCGCUUCAUCCCCAGGCAAGCCGAGCCCGUUGCGCGGAGCACCUCUGGCCGAGGUGCACCGUCCUCAACGGUCGGCGGACGACGAUGUCUUGUUUGGUCUUGAUUCGUCCGACACUGAGGAUGAUGGCGGUUCCAAAUCCGACAAGAGUCGUGCCCGGGCACCAAACGUAGCAGCAGCAACAACAGCAGCAGCUGGCUCGACGACGACGACGUCGUUUGUUCGCCAGCUCCCCCGCAGCCUCGGAGACUUGCUGCGAUCGAUUGGUGUCUUGUUCUAUCUCUUCACCACCUCCAUCAUGCUAUUGAAUGUAUUCUUGCUUGCCAAGGGUGGCCAGGCUCUUCGUCGAAUCCGCGGUGGUGGCAAGCCUUCUGCUCGUUCCGCGGCUGCUGCGACGGCGACGCCCUCGCAGUCUCCGAGCCGGUCGCUCUCCUAUUCCCCUCAUUAUCGCGUCCGAGGCUCCAAUCUGGAUGAUCUCGAUGCGUCGUCCGACGAAGAGUUGCUCCACGACCAGCACCGCGGACAGUCUGCAAGCAUUCGCAGACAGCUUGGCGAGGUUGUUCCUGCGCUUGCUCGGCGCCUGUGGAAGGGCGCACUGGUGGCGUUGCUGAUCUUGUUGGUUCUGGCUCUCGCCCUCCGCAGGCUACCUGCUGGAGUGCAGCACGCUUCCAGCCCGUUGUUGGACCACCAGCAAGUCGACGAUCGCCUGAAAUUGGUGCAAGCGUCGGCGCACGACGGCAACCUCGCGUCUGGCAAGUCUGUCGAAGAAUUGGUUCAGCUUGUGCAGCUCCUGUCUGCCGAACUGACCAGCCUCGAGAAGAAGUUUCUCGCUGCGCAGAAAGAUGAUGAUCGUCGUCUUGAGCAGCUGUCUGCAGACGCCGCAGCAGCGGCUCAGAAGCUGACGCAGCAGGCGGCUCAAAAGCCCGCCCAGCCAGUCGUCGACGACUCUGCCAAAGGUGCCAAUCUCGCGUUGCAGGCGCAAGCCAAGGAACUUGAUACUUUGAAGGGUGAGAUGGAGCGUCUCAAGGCGGCUCUGGACAAGGAGUCGAACAACUACCAAACGGCCGAUAGCAAGCUGCAGGAAUCCAUUCGCAGCUGCGUUACUCUUGAUGUCCUGAGCGAGCAGAUUGCCCCACAGGUCAACUCUAUUGUCGAGCGCCGCUUGAGCGAAGCCACCCUGCCAAAGUCGACGGACAGCGACACGGUGGCGGUUCAGCAAGCUGCGAUCGACCCCGAAACCCUGCGCCAGCUCAUUCACGAGGAGGUUGCGGCACGUGCCCCGACGACUCUUUCGGAAGAAGAGCGCGAGAAAGAGUUGAGCAACCUUGUGACGCGCGUCAUUGCCAUCAUGGAGCCCCGCAAUCGCGAGGCUUUGGAUUUGGAAGUUUCCCGGCUCAACACGCGUGUCAGCACAUUGCAUUCUGAGGUCGUUCAAUUCCAGCAGCAGCAGCAAAAGCACCAGCAGCAACAGCAACAGCAACAGCAACAGGCCAGCGUGGACUCUGAAGACGUGCGCGCGCUCAUUCGUGAAGCCAUCGCGCUGUACGACGCCGACAAGAUUGGCGUUGUUGACUUUGCGCUCGCCUCUGCUGGCGGCUCCGUUGUCGAAUCGUGCACGUCCGCCUCCUUUAGCGUGCCCCGACUUGCUCUUUUCGGCAUGCCUGUCAUGAUGCAAAGCACGUCGCCCUUGCUGGCCUUGCAGAGGGACAAUUCAGUGGGCAACUGCUGGGCCAUGUCUGGCCAGUCUGGCCAGCUCACUGUUCGUCUUGCCCGCAGCAUUUCAAUCACUGGCUUCUCAGUAGAGCAUGUUGCCAAAUCAAUCUCCUUGAAUACGAUGAAGAGUGCCCCACGAGCCUUCCGCGUUGUUGCGCUCAAUGCCGCUUGCGACACUGAGGGUACUCUGCUUGGACAGUAUUCUUAUGAUAUUGACGGCACCCCAUUGCAACAAUUUGCUGUUCAGUCCAAACCUUCGCGGUCGUUCGAAUACGUUCGCCUUGAAAUUGCGAGCAACUAUGGCGAAGAAGACUAUACCUGCCUGUACCGAUUCCGCGUUCACGGUGUCGCAUAGAAGGCGUUUGCGCGUUUUCCUGAAGUUCCUGAGCUGAAAAGCAUUUCGUUUUUGUUGGAGAAAAAAACGAGUGUGUUGAAGAUGUCGUGAAGCUUGGUGUGAAGCUGCGUUGAUGAUGGUUGAUUGUAAUCGUAGUUGGUGUUUGUACCUACGUGAUAGUGUGUUGCCUUGUGUGUGUGUACGGAAGAAGUUUUCCAUGUUGGCACAACUUGCGUUCAUUGCGUUCC